Molecule: messenger RNA, 2128 nt
Organism: Cyclopterus lumpus (lumpfish)
Lineage: Eukaryota; Metazoa; Chordata; Actinopteri; Perciformes; Cyclopteridae
Gene: retreg1
Product: reticulophagy regulator 1
Exons: 9
Coding region: 57-1415 (452 amino acids)
Biological process (GO): reticulophagy; negative regulation of neuron apoptotic process
Cellular component (GO): endoplasmic reticulum membrane
Source: RefSeq, a predicted model, not a curated record
GAUAACUUGACGCGGAUCUCCUGCCGAGGAGCGGAGCGGCAGAGCGUCGUGAUCCAAUGCUGGGGAGCCGGGAAUCAGGGACCGCGGGCUGCGGGGAGGCGGCCGCUGGGCCGCCGGGGCCCCCGAGCGGGGCACACUGCGGGGAGGAGAGGCCUCCGGGCGGCGCCGGGUGUCGCCUCACCGGCCUGGUCAGCUGGAGGCAGAGACCGUGCAGGACUUUAGCGCUGUUUGCUGCAGCCAACGCGGUGAUCUGCUUCGUGGCCUUCAGCUCCUUCCGAACCUACAGCCUCCUGAUCGUCCUGAUGGCUCUGCUGGUCGUCAUGACGACCGCCAGAGACUUCGCUAGGUCCAGAUCUACAGGAGCUCACUUGUGGCGCAGCAUGACGGCAAGCUGGGAGAUCAUAGACUCAGGUCAGGACAGCCAGUCUGGGACUGGACCUCAGCUCAGCGACUCCAUCAAACUCUUCCUCCAGGAGACAUCAGCUUUCAAACAGCAAAACCCUGGCAAGUUUUGCCUGCUAGUUUGCAGUUUAUGCACCUUCUUUGCUGUUUUAGGACGCUACAUUCCAGGGAUUAUUAUCUUAUAUAUUCUUGUUCUCGGCGUUUUCCUGUGGCCUCUGAUCUCAUUUCACGAGGUUGGUUUGUGGCUGGAGCCAGUUCUGCAGAAGCUGGACUUUGGCAUUGGGGAGUUCCUUCAGAAAAUCAAAGAGAACCAUGAGAAAAGAAUCAUGCAGGCUCAGACUGAGAAAGAAGGCAUCGAGUCGGACCUCUCUUCCAUGUUUCCCAAGCUCGACUCCACAGUCUGUAAGGAAAUGUCUGUGUCGGACACUGAGGUGUCUGAUGUGACGUGGACGGACAAUGGCACUUUCAACCUGUCAGAAGGACACACACCACAGACUGAGAACUCAGAGGACCUCGACAGAGAAGAGGCGUUCACUGGAGGCCUUCUGGAAUUCCCCUCACUUGACAACGGGGCAACGACCAACGGUGACGACGACGACGACUUCAGUCUCGGCCUCCCCUCGCCUCAGCUGCCGAUCAAAUCCAGGCAUGCGCCCCCUCCUCACAAAGACCAACCCGCCGACCAAGCCCUCAAAUUGGUCAACCAGAUGGCGGGCGACUUCAUUGCCGCCGCCGUCACAGCCGCCAUGCAGGAGAGGAUAGAAGCGGCGGUCGGCUUCGCCGCGCUGAGCUCCGACUCGGAGCGGUCCAGACCCCCCGAUGCCACCAUGCUGAUGGAGCUGGCCGAGGAGUCGGACAGCGAGGUGGAGGACUUUGAGCUGCUGGACCAGUCGGAGCUGGAGCAACUGGAGGGGGAGCUGGGGCUGGGAGAGGAGAAGGCCCAGACCAAAGAGGAUGCCCAGACCAAGCCGGCCUCUCCUGGAUUCUUCUCCAAUCUCCUGAGACGCCACUGAUUGAUGACGAGUACAAUCGGCAUGGGAACGAGGAGGGGUGACAGAGGACAUGUGGAGGGGAGGCUGGGGGUGUUCUGGUCACAGAAGACUGUUGAAGGGGUGGGUGGGGGAGGGGCGUGUGAGAAAACAAUGUUUCCAUUUUUGUUCUUUUCUGUAGAAUUUAACAUCAACCAUUCAAAACGGUUUGUAAAAAAAAUGCAGGCGGAAGUUACUUUAAUCAGAUCAUCGCAGCCUAAUGCAGAGUUCAGACUACACGAUAUCAACCAAACAAUGGCCCGAAAAAAUGAGCGCUGGGUGCCGACUGCGUAGUGCGUCAUAGUGAAAGACUACUGAUGAGGCACCUGGGACCUGUCACAGGUUACUGUGAGCGAGAGGAAACUAAAGUGAAAAUAAUUCACUGGAGAACGUGGAGGUUUUUUUUUCUUCUUCUGUGCAAUCUGCACAUUUCACUGCAUAUUUAUUUAUUUAUCUAUCCAUUUUGUUCAACAUUCAACACGUCAGGUCAGAGCAUAUUUGAUUAACCUACUGGUCCAUAAUGGUCCAUUACGAUACUCAAACAUAUUGUGUAGUCUGAUCUCAGCACUAAUCAAUUGCUGUAGUUACAUUUUUUCUUUUCAAAGCAACUUUUUAUCACCUAAUCACAUUUUUUAGAUACAAACAUAUUAUUAAAUAGUAUAUAAACACGUAUUAAGUGUUAUUCAGACUCUAACUUA